AGGCGCCACGGCAACUCCGUACAAACUUCCGGUCAGGAAGAUGGCGGCUAUCUAGAACCCUGUGAUUGACUGGCUGCGGUACCUAGGCUGCAGAGUGGAACCUGGCUGUGUGUCCGCGCGCGAGCUUUGUGUCGCAGUGAUUAAACUUCGAUCCGACUUGCUGCAGCUCUAGCAGGACCCUGGCUUCCGCUGUCCCGUCUCCAUCCAAGCACCCGGGAGCCAUGGAGGUGGCUGAGGCCAACAGCCCCACCGAGGAGGAGGAAGAAGAAGAGGAGGAGGAAGGGGAGGAGCCGACACCCGAGCCCAGGCCUCAUACUCGCUCCAACCCUGAGGGGGCCGAGGACCGGGCUCUGGGAGCCCAGACCAACGUGGGCAGCCGCAGCGAGGGCGAGGGUGAGGCGGCGAGUGCAGAUGAUGGAGCAUCCAGUGUCCCAGGAGCCGGGCCCAAGCCCUGGCAGGUACCAGCACCAGCACCUGAGGUCCAGAUUCGAACACCACGGGUCAACUGUCCAGAGAAGGUGAUCAUCUGUUUGGAUCUUUCAGAGGAGAUGUCUGUGCCAAAACUGGAGUCCUUUAAUGGCUCCAGGACAAACGCCCUGAACGUGUCUCAGAAGAUGGUUGAGAUGUUUGUGCGCACGAAGCACAAGAUUGACAAGAGCCACGAGUUUGCACUGGUCGUGGUGAAUGACGACCCCGCUUGGCUGUCCGGACUGACCUCUGACCCCCGUGAGCUCUGCAGCUGCCUGUACGACUUGGAGACGGCGUCCUGCUCCACGUUCAAUCUAGAAGGUCUCUUCAGUCUCAUCCAGCAGAAGACUGAGCUGCCAGUCACAGAGAAUGUGCAAACCAUCCCGCCCCCCUACGUCGUGCGCACCAUCCUGGUCUACAGCCGCCCUCCCUGCCAGCCCCAGUUCUCCCUGACUGAGCCCAUGAAGAAGAUGCUCCAAUGUCCCUACUUCUUCUUUGACAUUGUUUGCAUCCACAAUGGCACCGAGGAGAAGGAAGAUGAGAGGAGGUGGAAGGAUGUAUUCUCCUUCAUGGGCAGCCUGGACACCAAGGGCACCAGCUACAAGUAUGAGGUGGCACUGACUGGGCCGGCCCUCGAGCUGCACAACUGCAUGGCCAAGCUGCUGGCCCAUCCGCUUCAGAGGCCCUGCCAGACCCAUGCGAGCUAUAGCCUGCUGGAGGAUGAGGAGGCUGGUGAGGGCGAAGCCACCGUGUAACCCGUGGCAUUUCUGCACCGUUCAGGAGCUCUGUGCACCCAUGCCCACUCCUACUGUGUCUGCUAUAAAUUCUUCCUGGGACCAGUUUGUCACCAGAAUAAAAAUCUGAGGCUUCUGA
Molecule: messenger RNA, 1341 nt
Organism: Myodes glareolus (Bank vole)
Lineage: Eukaryota; Metazoa; Chordata; Mammalia; Rodentia; Cricetidae
Gene: Babam1
Product: BRISC and BRCA1 A complex member 1
Biological process (GO): positive regulation of DNA repair; mitotic G2 DNA damage checkpoint signaling; double-strand break repair
Cellular component (GO): nuclear body; BRISC complex; BRCA1-A complex
Source: RefSeq, a predicted model, not a curated record